Messenger RNA from Vavraia culicis subsp. floridensis, 1074 nucleotides. RefSeq lists its product as uncharacterized. Bases 1 to 1074 code for a protein of 357 amino acids. The transcript has a single exon. The record is from RefSeq and is a predicted model, not a curated record. NCBI's taxonomy places the organism in Eukaryota, Fungi, Microsporidia, Pleistophoridae.
AUGCAUUUAGUUCUUGGUAUUGCGCUUUUGUUCUUUGGACUUUCUGUUCCUGGGGUGCACUGCAGCAAAGAUGACCCUAUUAAGUUUGUGAGGAAGGAUGAAACGAUAAUAAAAAAUCUGAAUGACAAAGAAAAAGAAAUAAGUGAAGCAGCUGAGGAGGUAUGCGAAUGCUUAGGAGACAUUGUUUCUGAAGUAACAAAAUCAAUUGAGAGUAUAAAUGCAGUCUUUGAUAAGCAUACGGUUGUAAACCUUGCCGAGGAAGACAAAGAGGAUAUUAAGAAGAAAAUCAUGGAGAAUUUAGAUGGUAUGUCGCCCGAAAACGUGGUCAAGGACAUAGUGGAUUGUUAUUCGGUAAAGUCGUGUGAUGGGCUUUUGUACAAGUCUCUAAAUUCGGAUGCUUCGGAGUUUAGUAUCAGUCAGAAGGGUACUUGUGAGUCUUUAAGACAGCUUAUAGGGUUCACAAAUCUCUUUCUCAUUCCGUUGAGAAAAUGUGGAGCAGGUUUGAAUGAAGAAAUCAAAAUCAUUACAUUUGAAUCAAUCGAAAAGGUUGAAUCAAGCUUUGGUAAACUUCUCGGGGUGUUUGAAGAUGAGAAAUUAGCUUCGAUUUCGAAGGACACAUUUACAGAGAUCAGCACACGUUCUACUCAAAUGAUUAAUUCGGUGAAGUCGCUUUGCAAAAAAGCUUUUCCUGAGGAUGCUAAGAGUGAGCUCUACAAACUAGUUCAGGAAAAAGAAAGUUUUACCACAAAAGAGUUUUUCAAGGCUCUUGGAAUCGAAGUAGAACCGGAGAAACCCACAGAAAUGAAUCCCGCUGAUCCUGUAGCCGGUUCUAAAUCUCAGAGUGCCGCAGAGCCAGGUAAAGAAACAAUAAGUGAAGAACUAAAAGGUAAAGAAACAACAGGUGAAAAAACAACAGGUGAAGAACCAAAAGGUGAAAAGGCGACAAUUAAGGACGAAGCGAAAGGCUGGUUUGCUAGGAACAGAGUAUGGGUGUUGAUUGCUACAUUGGUUGUUGUUGUGCUUGCUGCAGUGGCUCUUGCUGCCGUUUACUACACCAGACGAUCAAAUAAGUAA